Sphenostylis stenocarpa is the source of this 774-nucleotide messenger RNA. The record is from the annotation of a GenBank genome assembly. NCBI's taxonomy places the organism in Eukaryota, Viridiplantae, Streptophyta, Magnoliopsida, Fabales, Fabaceae.
AUGGAGCAGAAAAAUUGGAACCUUCUGGACGAAGCGUUGGGGCUUCACAACAAUAACGCCAAGCCAUGGCCUCUGUGUGGUCGCUUCGUGCUUGUGGAGGACUGUGUUGACACGAGCGCCGCUUUCGUUCUUCAUCACAUCCUCAAACGCUCCUUCUCUUCUUACCCUUCUUCCGCCGUUCUCUUCCUCGCCUUCUGUCACACUUUCUCCCAUUACGAUCGUGUCCUCCGAAAGCUCGGUUGCAACUUAGCUGCUCAAAGAGAUAAUGGCAGAUUCUUUUUCCUUGACAUGCUUAUGUUUCAGUGUCCAGGUGAAGGAAAACCCAAUUAUGGGCUUGCUUCUGUGUUUGAGCAAAUUGAAAGAGUGAUCACUGUGUUACAUCAAGAGAAGAAAUCCAUCUCUAUCAUUAUAGAUGAUAUAUCUUUUCUUGAAGUUGCUGCUAAUGGUUCUUCUGAUGAUGUUUUAAACUUGCUGCAUUAUUGCCAUACGUUAACAUCAGAAUAUGGUUGUGCAUUUAUUGCACUUGAUCAUAAAGAUAUUUAUUUGAAUGGAGACAGGGCUGCUGUUAUCUUAGAGAUGGAGUACCUUGCUGACAUUUUGGUCAAGGCUGAACCGUUAGCCACUGGUUUAUCAAAAGAUGUGCAUGGACAGUUGAUGGUGUUAGAUAAGGAAACACAACAUCAACAUGGAAUUUCAGCCAUUAAGACUUACGACUUUCACUUCAAAAUCAAGGAAAAUGGCAUCGAGUGCUUUUAUCCUGGCACAAAAAUCUAG